Molecule: messenger RNA, 1035 nt
Organism: Nestor notabilis (Kea)
Lineage: Eukaryota; Metazoa; Chordata; Aves; Psittaciformes; Psittacidae
Gene: GCM1
Product: glial cells missing homolog 1 (Drosophila)
Exons: 6
Coding region: 100-1035 (311 amino acids)
Biological process (GO): regulation of transcription by RNA polymerase II; gliogenesis
Cellular component (GO): nucleus
Molecular function (GO): DNA-binding transcription activator activity, RNA polymerase II-specific; RNA polymerase II cis-regulatory region sequence-specific DNA binding
Source: RefSeq, a predicted model, not a curated record
AGCUUCCUGGUUGUAAACUGCCUGAGAGUGCUGACAGCCAGUCAACUUCAAAAGCAGCCAGGAAAACCUUUCUUGCUAACUUUGGGAAGGAAUUCAAAAAUGCUGAAAGGUGCAGAUGAUGUUCUUAUGGAGCAUGAGGACUCUGCUUCCCAGCAUGGAGAAAUGACAAAUUGGGAUAUCAAUGACAUCAAACUUCCCCAGGACGUAAGACAGAUAGAUGGGUUUCAAGAAUGGCCAGAUUCCUAUGUAAAGCAUAUCUAUAGCUCAGAAGAUAAAAAUGCUCAGAGGCACCACAGCAGCUGGGCAAUGAGAAACACCAACAACCACAACUCUCGCAUCUUAAAAAAGUCCUGCCUUGGGGUGGUGGUCUGUGGCAAUGACUGCUCAACCUUGGAUGGGAGGAAGAUCUACCUAAGACCAGCCAUAUGUGAUAAAGCAAGGCAAAAACAACAGCGAAAAUGCUGUCCAAACUGCAGUGGGCCCCUGCGGCUCCUUUCCUGCCGAGGCCACGGGGGUUACCCGGUUACCAACUUCUGGAGGCACGAAGGACAAUUCAUAUUUUUUCAGUCCAAAGGAGCUCAUGACCAUCCACGUCCAGAAACAAAAUUAGAAGCAGAAGCAAGAAGAUCAAUCCAAAAAGCACAAACAGCUUUUUCUCCAUCUUCUCCAAGAUUACAAAGAAUACAGGAGAUUGAGUCUCUGACAGGUGCAGUGCCGACACAGGAGGCUCUGCCUUUACUUCUCUCCAAGCCAGAUGCUUACCCGCUACCAGAUAAUUUCAGGGGACACAUAAGCAAAAGCUCCCGGGAGCUGGUGCUGGGCAGCUGCUCUGGGUGGCUGCCAUACUCCAGAACCGGGGAGGACAUGGGCUCCGGAGAGGGAGGCCCCUGCCCUAUGGCAAGUGGGACACAGCAUCAUGGACAGCUCUCGGCACCUCUGAAGGGAAGUGAAGGACAUGAGGGUGAGGGAGGGCGCCACGUGGGUCUCAACUACUGCAAUGACGACGUGUUUUUUAACCUGUACCCAUUACGGUGA